Messenger RNA from Engraulis encrasicolus (European anchovy), 11382 nucleotides. It is a transcript of the gene itpr2, whose product is annotated as inositol 1,4,5-trisphosphate receptor, type 2. The coding region runs from base 316 to 8442 and encodes 2708 amino acids. Gene Ontology annotation, molecular function: inositol 1,4,5-trisphosphate-gated calcium channel activity; inositol 1,4,5 trisphosphate binding. The transcript has 57 exons. The record is from RefSeq and is a predicted model, not a curated record. Lineage: Eukaryota; Metazoa; Chordata; Actinopteri; Clupeiformes; Engraulidae. Gene Ontology annotation, biological process: calcium ion transmembrane transport. Gene Ontology annotation, cellular component: endoplasmic reticulum; membrane.
GAGAAAAGUGCUUGUUUGUCUCACAGGAAGAAGUUGAAAACAUGAGCCAAACCGACAGAUAGCAGGCAGACAACAGCGCCAUUCGAGUUUUUUCUUUUUUACUUUUGUCUCGCUUUCAAAGUUUACCAGAAAAAAAUGCAUUCCUGCUGUUGACAUUUAGGAGAAAUGAAAUGACGUUGAGCGAAGGACUGGAGACAUCUGUAACUCUACAGUAUCAGUAAUUUUGAGCUCACUCAAGCUAUUUAGGAGUGUAUGUGAAAAUCACUGCAUGCGCUUCCUUUGGACUCCAGGAGUUCUCGCCGAAUUUGGAAAAACAUGUCAGAUCACAGGUCCAGCUUUCUUCACAUUGGAGACAUAGUUUCCCUCUACGCGGAAGGCACUGUCAAUGGCUUUAUCAGCACACUGGGGCUGGUGGAUGACAGGUGCGUGGUGCAGCCGGAUGCAGGGGACUUGGCCAACCCUCCGAAGAAGUUCAGAGACUGCCUGUUCAAGGUGUGUCCCAUGAACCGGUACUCGGCCUAUAAGCAGUUCCAGAAGGCCAAGCAGGGGAAGCAAGGCAACAAUACCCAAGGAGACCUCUUCAAGAAGCUGCAGCAUGCUGCAGAGCUGGAGAAGAAACAGAAUGAGACGGAGAACAAGAAGCUUCUGGGUGAGGUGGUCAAGUACAGCAGUGUCAUACAGCUGUUGCACAUCAAGAGUAAUAAGUACCUGACGGUAAACAAGCGUCUGCCGGCUCUCCUGGAGAAGAAUGCCAUGCGGGUGUCCCUGGAUAACGCUGGCAACGAGGGCUCCUGGUUCUACAUCCAGCCCUUCUGGAAGCUCCGCAGCGAGGGAGACAAUGUGGUGGUUGGUGACAAGGUGGUGCUGAUGCCCGUAAACGCAGGGCAGCCGCUACACGCCAGCAACAUUGAGCUCCUGGACAACCGCGGCUGUAAGGAGGUGAAUGCUGUGAACUGCAACACUAGUUGGAAGGUGACUCUCUUCAUGAAGUUCAGUGACUACAGAGAUGAUGUGCUAAAAGGGGGGGAUGUUGUGAGGCUGUUCCACGCAGAGCAGGAGAAGUUCUUGACGGGUGACCAGUACAGGAAGCAGCAGCAUGUCUUCCUCAGGACCACGCUCCGCCAAUCAGCAACCUCCGCCACCAGCUCUAAAGCACUCUGGGAAAUCGAGGUGGUGCACUAUGACCCCUGCAGAGGAGGGGCCGGCCAAUGGAACAGCUUGUUCCGCUUCAAACACCUGGCCACCGGCAACUACCUGGCUGCAGAGGUGAAUCCUGAUUUUAGGGAGGACAGCGUAGACCAGAAGGGAGAGGUGGAGACGGACAGUGUGUUCCCCAAGAAGAAGCGCCUGGCCGGGGAGAAGAUCUCCUUCAGCCUGGUCUCUGUGCCCCAUGGCAAUGACAUCGCCUCACUCUUCGAGCUGGAUGCCACCACACUGCAGCGGGCAGACUGUCUCGUGCCCAGAAACUCUUAUGUGCGCCUGCGUCACCUGUGCACCAACACCUGGGUGACGAGCACCAACAACCCCAUAGAUGCAGACGAGGAGAGGCCAGUCAUGCUCAAGAUUGGCACCUGUUCCACAAAAGAGGACAAAGAGGCCUUUGCCAUCGUGUCUGUGCCCCUGUCUGAGGUCAGGGAUCUGGACUUUGCCAAUGAUGCCAACAAGGUGCUGGAGUCCACCGUGGGCAAGCUGCAGAACAGCAACAUCACUCAGAAUGAGAGGAGGUUUGUGACCAAGUUGUUGGAGGACCUGAUCUUCUUUGUGUGUGACGUGGCCAACAACGGGCAGGACGUGCUGUCAGUAGUCAUCUCUAACCCCAGCAGGGAGAGGCAGAAACUCAUGAGGGAACAGAACAUACUCGCCCAGAUCUUUGGCAUCCUGAGUGCCCCGUUUGAUGAGCAGGGAGACGGGCCCAUGCUGAAGCUAGAGGACCUGGGAGACCAGCGCUACGCUCCCUUCAAAUACCUGCUGCGUCUCUGCUACAGGGUGCUCAGGCACUCACAACAGGACUACAGGAAGAACCAGGAGUACAUAGCUAAGAAGUUCUCCAUCAUGCAGUCCCAGAUUGGCUAUGAGAUCCUGGCGGAGGACACCAUCACCGCCCUGCUGCACAACAACCGCAAGCUGCUGGAGAAGCACAUCACCGCCAAGGAGAUCGAGACCUUCGUCAAGCUGCUGAGGAGGAACCGAGAACCCAGGUUCCUGGACUACCUGUCUGAUCUGUGCGUUUCCAACAAGACGGCCAUCCCUGUCACCCAGGAACUGAUCUGCAAGUUCAUGCUGAACCCCACCAAUGCAGACAUCCUCAUCCAGACCAAGCUGAUCCCCCUCUCGGAGCCCACUCUGGAGUCCUCCCUGAUGCAGGAGGAGGGUGAUGACGAGGAGGUGUGGCUCUACUGGAUCGACAGCAACAAGGAGCCACACGGCAAGUCCAUACGCCUCCUGGCCCAGGACGCCAAGGCCAACCACAAGAUGGACGUCGACAUCAUCACCUACUACAGGUACCAGUUGAACCUGAUCGCUAAGAUGUGUCUGGACCGCCAGUACCUGGCCAUCAACCAGAACACCAGCCAGCUGCCGGUGGACCUGAUCCUGCGCUGCAUGUUCGACGACUGCCUGCCCUACAACCUGCGCGCCUCCUUCUGCCGCCUCAUGCUGCACAUGCACGUGGACCGCGACCCGCAGGAGGCCGUGGUGCCCGUACGCUACGCCAGGUUGUGGACCGAGAUCCCCUCCAAGAUCACCAUCCACGAGUAUGAGUACGAGUUCCGCGACACGUCUCGUGAGGAGAUGAAGAGGAAGUUUGCUCCCACCAUGGAGUUUGUAGAGGAGUACCUAAAGGAUGUGGUGAGCCAGCCGUAUCCCUUUGGAGACGAGGAGAAGAAUGAACUAACCCUGGAGGUGGUGAAUCUGGCGAGGAACCUGGUGUACUUUGGCUUCUACAGCUUCAGUGAGUUGCUGAGGCUGACACGUACCCUGCUGGCCAUAUUGGACAUAGUGCAACCCCCUCUCACAUACAUCUCCAAACUCAACAAGAGCCCGGAGGGAGGUAACAAUGUUCUGCGCACCAUCCAUGGGGUGGGGGAGAUGAUGAGCCAGAUGGUUCUGAGGGGUUCCGUCCCGGUCAGCCUGCCGGACUCCCCACCGGCCUCGAAGGUCUGCAUCCCAGACAGCGAGGACGUCAUGGUGAUGGACACCAAACUGAGGAUCAUCGAGAUACUUCAGUUUAUCCUGAGUGUGAGAUUGGACUACCGCAUCACCUACCUGCUGUCCGUCUACAAGAAGGAGUUUGGGGACCAGAGCCUCGCCGACAGCUCCGUGUCUGUGUCUGACUUCCCUCCCAUAUCAGCAGUGCAAGAGCCAGAUAUCGACGAGAUUGCUGCCAAAGCAGAGACCAUGUUUGCUGGAAGUAAAGAGCGCAGUGCGGUGGAGCUGGAUGACGAGGGAGGCCGGACGUUCCUACGUGUCCUGACGCACCUCAUCAUGCAGGACUAUCCUCCACUGGUCUCCGGAUCCCUGCAGCUCAUGUUCAAACACUUCAGCCAGAGGGCAGACGUCCUGCAGGCCUUCAAACAGGUCCAGCUGCUGGUGUCUGAGCAGGAUGUGGAGAACUACAAGCAGAUCAAGGCGGACCUGGACCAGCUGCGCCUGACUGUGGAGAAGUCAGAGCUGUGGGUGGAGAAGAGCGGGGGCUACGGCGGCGAGGACCUGGGGGAGAGCCAGAAGCAGGAGCAGAACCUGGAGGAGGCCGGCAUCCUCAGUCCAGUGGAUGAUGGGAACAUCAAGCCGCAGAUUGACAGCAACAAGGCCAACAACUACAACAUAGUGAAGGAGAUCUUAAUAAGGCUGAGUAAGUUGUGCUACCCCACCAAGAAGAGCAAGGUGCAGCAACAGAGACUGCUGAAGAACAUGGGCGCACACACUGUGGUGCUGGACCUGCUGCAGAUCCCCUAUGAGAAGAGUGAUGAGAAGAUGAAUGAGAUCAUGCAGUUGGCCCACGGCUUCCUCCAGAGCUUCAGCAGAGACAACCCCCAGAACCAGACGCUGCUCCACAAACACCUCAACCUCUUCCUCACGCCUGGGCUGCUGGAGGCGAAGACGAUGCGCUACAUCUUCCGUAAUAACUACCACCUGUGUAACGAGAUCAGUGACCGUGUUGUGCACCACUUUGUGCACUGCAUCGAGACACACGGCCGCCACGUGGCCUACCUGCGGUUCCUGCAGACCAUCGUCAAGGCCGACGCCAAAUAUGUCAAGAAGUGCCAGGACAAAGUCAUGACCGAGCUGGUGAACGGCGGUGAGGACGUGUUGGUGUUCUACAACGACCGGGCGUCCUUCCCCAUGCUGCUGCAGAUGAUGAGCAGUGAGCGUGAGCGUGGGGACGAGGGCGGGCCCCUGGCCUACCACACCACCCUGGUGGAGCUGCUGGCCGCCUGCACCGAGGGCAAGAACGUCUACACCGAGCUCAAGUGCAACUCCCUGCUGCCCCUCGACGACAUUGUCAACGUCGUCACGCACGACGACUGCAUCCCGGAGGUGAAGAUUGCGUAUGUGAACUUUGUGAACCACUGCUACGUGGACACAGAGGUGGAGAUGAAGGAGAUCUACACCAGCCAUCACAUCUGGAAACUCUUUGAGAACUUCCUGGUGGAUAUGGCAAGGUUUUGCAACAGCGCCGCAAACAGGAAGCUAGCUGAAAACGGGCCUGCACAUAUCCUGUUACAGGUGUGCAACAGUACCACGGACCGCAAGCACGCCGACCCCACGCUGGAGAAGUACGUCACCGACACCAUCAUGGCCAUCAUCAAGGGCUUCUUCGAGUCGCAGUUCUACGUCAACUGCUCAAAUCUGCAGAGUCAUCAGCCCAUCUUCAUUCAGCUGCUGCAGUCUGCCUUCAGGGUCUACAACUGCCCCUGGCUCAACGGCGCCCAGAAGAGCAACAUAGAGGGCUGCAUCAAGACCCUCGCUGAUGUGGCCAAGAAUCGUUCCAUCGCCAUCCCAGUGGACCUGUGCAGCCAGGUGGACAACCUGUCCCUGAAGACCCACACCAACAUGGUGCAGCGGGCCGCCAAGGACUGGAGGCUGUCGGCCCGCGCCCGGCCCCGCAAGGAGCCUUUUGGGUCGCCCGACUACAAGAGCAUCAUCGAGAAGCUACAGAGUGUGGUUCUGCGCUUGGAGGAGCAGUUCUGUUCUACGGUGCAGGCUGAGUUCUCAGUCCUGGUGGACGUGCUGCACAGCCCAGAGCUGCUCUUCCCCGCUGCUGCACAGCUACGCUGCGAAAGAGGCGCCUUCAUGUCCAAGUUGAUCAAGCACACCAAGAAGUUGAUGGAUAAGGAGGAGAAGCUGUGCAUCAAGAUCCUGCAGACCCUGCGCGCCAUGCUGGACAAGAGAGAGAGCAUGGACGAGUGUGGCACGGUGCUGAGGAAGAUCCUCCUGACCAGGUACUUCGGAAACAAGCGUCUGCUCUCCAAGUCGGACUCCAUCACCUCAGGAGCCUUCAACAAGACGUCCUCUGGAGGCGGCUCUCCUGGUCAUGACCACGACCACAAGACGGGUGGUCACCGCGUCACCAUGGUAGACAUUCAGUGGCUGCUGGACAAUGUUGGCGCGUCGGAGUUGGUCAUCGACAUCAUCGUCAGCACCAAGAACGACCGCGUCUUCGAGGAGAGCGUGCUAUUGGGCAUCUCGCUACUCAGGGGAGGGAACACCCAGAUACAGAACUCGUUCUACAGCCAGCUGCAUAAGCAGAAGAAGUCGGAGCGCUUCUUCAAGGUGUUCUACGACCGCAUGCGGCUGGCCCAGCAGGAGAUCAGAGCCACAGUCUCAGUCAACACCUUCGAGCUCAGCACCAGGAAGAGGGAGGAGGAUGCAGAGGGCUCCGGCAUCAGACACAAGAAAGGUAGGGACUCGCUCCACCUGAAGGAGGAGAUGCGGGGCCAGCUGAAGGAGGCCUCCUCCGCCACCUCCAAGGCCUACAGCACCAUCCGCAAGGAGCUGGACCCGGACCUGGAGGGCUCCGGUGGGGAGGCAGGGGAGCAGGAGGAGGAGCUGGAGGAGGCGCAGAUGAGCGCUCCCAUCACCAUCAUGAAACCCAUACUGCGCUUCCUGCAGCUGCUAUGUGAAAACCAUAACAGGGACCUGCAGAACUUCCUGCGCAACCAGAACAACAAGACCAACUACAACCUGGUGUGCGAGACGCUGCAGUUCCUGGACUGCAUCUGUGGCAGCACCACGGGGGGCCUGGGCCUGCUGGGCCUCUACAUCAACCAGAGGAAUGUGGACCUGGUCAUUCAGACCCUGGCCACCAUCACCGAGUACUGCCAGGGGCCCUGCCACGAGAACCAGACAUGCAUUGCCAAGCACGAGUCCAAUGGCAUCGACAUCAUCAUUGCUCUCAUCGUCAAUCCCAUCAACCCACUGGGCAAGUACAGACUGGAUCUGGUGCUGGAGCUCAAGAAUAAUGCAUCCAAGCUGCUCCUGGCCAUCAUGGAGAGUCGGCAUGACAGCGAGAAUGCAGACGAGAUCCUGGACAAGAUGAGACCCCAUGAACUGGUGGAUGUGAUCAAGGAGGCCUACCACCAGGGGGUGGAGAAUGAGGAGGAGGACCUGAUUGGGGACAGCAUCUGCUCCAAAGACGUGGGCCACAAUAUCUACAUACUGGCACAUCAGCUGGCGAGACACAACAGGAUCCUGCAGCAGAGCCUUAAGCCGGGAGUGGAGAUCGAUGGGGAGGGGGACGACGCGCUCAGAUACUACGCCAAGCACACCGCCCAGAUUGAGAUUGUGCGUCACGACCGCAGCAUGGAGCAGAUCGUGUUCCCGGUGCCCAGCAUCUGCGAGUACUUGACGGAGGAGUCCAUGGUCCGCGUCUUCACCACCACCGAGCGUGACGACCAGGGCAGCAAGGUCAACGACUUCUUCCAGCAGUUUGACAACCUCUACAACGAGAUGACGUGGCAGAAGAAGAUGCGCAACAAUGGUCCUCUAUUCUGGUUCUCCCAACACAUCUCUCUGUGGGGCAGUAUGUCCUUCAACUUGGCCCUACUAGUCAACGUGGUGGUGGCUCUCUUCUACCCAUUUGGAGACGAUGAGGAUGAAGGAGUUCUGUCCCCAUUCCUGUCUGUGCUGCUGUGGGCGGCGAUGGCUGUGAGCACCGUGAUGCUCUUCCUGUUGCCACGGCCCAGCAACAUCAGGCUCUUCCUCCUCGUGGGCAUCCUGCGAUCCAUAUACACACUGGGCCUAGGGCCCUCGCUACUGCUACUUGGGGCCGCUAAUUUGCUAAAUAAGAUCAUGUUUCUGGUGAGCUUCAUUGGCAACAGAGGGACUUUUCCGCGCGGCUACAAGGCGGUGGUGAUGGACAUGGCCUUCCUGUAUCACAUGACCUACGUCGUGGUCUGCACGCUGGGCCUCUUCGUGCACGAGUUCUUCUACAGUUUCCUGUUAUUUGACCUGGUGUAUCGCGAGGAGACGCUGCUGAACGUGAUCAAGAGCGUGACGCGUAACGGGCGCUCCAUCCUGCUGACGGCAGUGCUGGCCCUCAUCCUGGUCUACCUCUUCUCCAUCGUGGGCUUCCUCUUCUUCCAAGACGACUUCAGAGUGCCUGUGGAACGCCUGCCACCGGCAUAUGUCCCUACACAUCGGGAGGCAGCAGCAGUGCUGCGUGAUGUGGAUACGUGUACGAAGGAAAACUGCACUGGACCCUCAUUCACCACUAGUGCAGUGUUGUCUCCACCAGUGGAGGAGAUGGAGGAGGAGGUGGAGAGCAUGUGUGAUACGCUUCUCCAGUGCAUCGUCACCGUGCUGAACCACGGCAUGCGCAAUGGAGGAGGCAUAGGAGACGUCCUGAGGAAGCUCUCCAAGAAGGAGCCGCUGUUUGCUGCGCGCGUGGUGUAUGACCUGCUAUUCUUCUUUGUGGUCAUCAUUAUCGUGUUGAACCUCAUCUUUGGUGUGAUCAUCGACACGUUUGCCGACCUGAGGAGUGAGAAGCAGAGAAAGGAGGAGAUCCUGAAGACCACCUGCUUCAUCUGUGGGCUGGAGCGUGACAAGUUUGACAACAAGACGGUGUCAUUUGAGGAGCACAUCAAGUCGGAGCACAACAUGUGGCACUACCUCUACUUCCUGGUUCUGGUGCGCGUUAAGGACCCUACCGAGUACACAGGACCAGAGAGCUACGUGGCACAGAUGAUAAAGGAGAAGAACCUGGACUGGUUCCCGCGCAUGCGUGCCAUGUCCCUGGUGAGCGGCGAAGGGGAGAGCGAACAGAACGAGCUGCGAUCCCUUCAGGAGAAGCUGGACUGCACCAUGACGCUGGUGUCUCAGCUCUCCGGACAGCUGGCAGAACUCAAGGAGCAGAUGACUGAGCAGCGUAAGAACAAGCAGCGUAUGGGCUUCCUGGGACCACCGCAGCAGAUGAACCACCACGGCAUCCCUCCCUCACACUGAGGAGCCACACACACACACACACACACACACACACACACACACACACACACACACACGCACACACGCACACACACACACACACACACACACACACACACACACACACACACACACACACACACACACACCACUAAGGGAAAGUAUUCACAGUUUAACAAGGGCUAAUGACAUAGAACACACACACACACACACACUUACUCACAUGCUCAUCACAAAUUAGCAUGCUAACACAUGCACCCUUCAGACAGAUGCCAUGACAUUCCACUCUAAGCUGUGGUGAUGCCUACUGUGGCCAGGCUGCAGUGUGCCUACUGUGUCCAGGCGUACGGCAUCAUCCCCACCCGCACACCACUAAGCCACCAGUUCUCAGCUGGAGCUCGGUACUGCAGAACUGGAAAGCCAAUUUAGAAAGCAUGGAGGAUAUCCAAGCCUACAUCAUCAAGCUACGUGGCCUUGGCUGGAGCACGGUAAUGCAGAACUGAAUUGGAGGACCCCUUCCGUGCAGUGCACUGCUAAAACUCCUGCUUAUCCACAUCAUCUCAUCUCAGUGGACAACACACAUCUCAAUAACCACCCAAUGAUCAGUGAUGGGCAACCUGGAUGCAUUCGUUUUUACAAUCCAGUGCAAUUUUUGGGGGGAGGGGGCAGGAUAGUGAAGGUUGUGACAGGAAGUGAGUGGGCAGAGAGUGACAUGGAAGGGUUGGCAAUAGGAAUCGAACCCGGGUGGGCCGCAUAGCAAAUGAGUGCUCUAACCAUUUGCGCCACGGUAGGGCCUAAAUGACUCUCUUACCUAACCUGUUCAGUUCAUCCAGGUGACGGCCUGGUUGAUCACCUGGUUUAACUGGACAGGUCAUUUGGAAUAAUGUGUCGCUGGAUUGUAAAACUAAUGAUUCUAUGUUGCCCAUCGCUGCCAAUGAUCAUUACAAAGACACUGGACAAGGAAGGGUGACGUUGGAGCAGCUGAUUGUAAAUGCCUUAGUUUACUCAAGUGUGCCUAAAUGUCUCAAAGGACCAAAAGGGAAAUUUCUAUGUAUAUUGUUUGGUGUGACACUGGAAUGACCAGCCCUCGUGCCACCUCAAGUACUGGUUUCAGGCCGGAGAGGACCAUGCUGGUGUUACAUUUGGAAUCAAAGGGUUUACUUGCGAACCACCCGCGUUCAUACCAGGCUCUGUUUUUUGAGCCUGCUAACAUUUGCUUUGUCCUCAUUUGCUUUUCGUUAAGUGUUUUUCGCAAACGACCUUUUCCGCUUUCCGUAAACUCAUAUUCUCGGCGUGAAUACAACAGCUGGUUCAAGAUUAGGUGCAGGUGGGAAUGAGCACCAGUACUGUUCUCUGUCGUCCUGAACACACUAAAGGAUGGCUCUCAUCUCACAUGCCUAGUGCUCCCUGGAAAGAGCUCUAAAGAAAAGAGGAUAGUAUUAUUAUUACUGUUGUUAUUAUUAUUUUUAAUCAUGUGUCCUGUAUUUGUAUGGACUAGUGUGUGAGUGGGAGUUGUUGUGUGCACGUUUAUGAUCGAUAUAGACGAGAAUGUAUUUUGGAUGUGGGUUUGUACGUGAAAAAAAGUGCCAUUUAAAAAAAAAAAAGAAAAACAGUCAUGAAGAGACAAAACUGGAGUGUUCUCUACUGUCCUGGGGACAUGAGGACAUGAGUGUCAUUAUGCUUGGGCACACCUGUCGUUCUGGAAAGCCUCACGUGUGUGCAUCUCUCCAGCCUUCUAUUAAUCCCUCCCUCCCUUUCUCUCUAUUUGCCUCUUUCCCUCCCUAUUUGCCUCUUUUCCUCCUUUCAUUCUUCCUCUCCUUCUUUCAGUCCAGUCUAUCCCUCCUUCCUUAUAAUCUCCUUUUUGCCCCCCCAAUCCCUCUUUCAUCUCGUUUCUUUUCUCUGUUUUUCUCCAUCGAGGCCUCCUUCCUUCACCCCAUCCUUGAGGGAGGGAGGGAGGGAGGGAGAGAGAGAGAGACAGACAGAGAGAGAUAUGAAGGGAGGUGGGUUUAGGGAGGGAGAGAGAGAGACAAAGUAAGAGAGAUAUGAAGGGAGGUGGAUUUAGGGAGGGAGGGGGGGAGGGAGGUGUGCGGAGUGGAGAUGCUGCAUCAUCUGGUUUCCUAGGUAGCCAGAUAUUAGCCUGCGGAAGACGCCCGCUGUGCUGCCUCCUCUCAGUGUUGCUCGGGACGCAAAAAAGUCUCAUUUUUAUCCUAUCCUUGUAUUGUAUUGUGUUUGUUUGAUGUCACAAACUUGUGCCUAGUGUGUGAAUAACAACAACAAAAACAAACAGGGGCUGCUUUGAGUGCCUUUCUAACAAAGUUGUACAUAAAAAAAACAAUUUAAUAGAUUGUAUAUUUAGAAAAUUAGAUUUAUUCUGUGGAAUGUACUUGAAAAAAAGUGUCUUUUAUGUCUCGUUGGUACAUAGUAAAUGGAGGUGGGGUGAUUCAGGACCACUGUGUGCAAGAUCCAUCCAUUGUCCCAGUCCACAUGCAUGCAUGCACUGCACAUCUAGGUCUGGUUGGUGAGAUGGCAGGGCUGGACUGGCCAUUUGGCAUACUGGGCAUUACCCGGUGGACCCUGCACCCUCGUGGGCCCCUUUUUUCAGAAUUUUUUUUUCUUCUUUAAACGAGGGUGCUGGGCCCACCGGGAAGUCAGUUCUGCGCCGGUAAUUAUGAGGGGCCCCUUUAAGCCAAAAGUGCCCGGGCUCUAUUUCUCUCCCAGUCCAGCCCUGUGAGAUGGCAAUACUUAAUUAAAGGGAAAGUCCUAGCCUGCAUCUGGUCCCAGCCAUUGGGAAUCCAGUAUAAAAAAAUGUAUGUAUUUGCACAUUGAAGCUACAUGAAGCUUGCACUUCAAAAGAAACGGUCCUUUGUUAUGUUUAAGAGAGAGCAAUAGAGAGUGAUGAUGCAGGUUGUGCCUUAUGUACAUGGUCCAGAUCUACUGUAAUAAAGCUGUGAUGAAGAUGUA